Cynocephalus volans (Philippine flying lemur) is the source of this 2013-nucleotide messenger RNA. RefSeq names its product solute carrier organic anion transporter family member 1A2 (gene SLCO1A2). Gene Ontology annotation, molecular function: bile acid transmembrane transporter activity; protein binding. The coding region runs from base 1 to 2013 and encodes 670 amino acids. The transcript is spliced from 14 exons. The record is from RefSeq and is a predicted model, not a curated record. Gene Ontology annotation, cellular component: plasma membrane. Gene Ontology annotation, biological process: sodium-independent organic anion transport; bile acid and bile salt transport; transmembrane transport. NCBI's taxonomy places the organism in Eukaryota, Metazoa, Chordata, Mammalia, Dermoptera, Cynocephalidae.
AUGGGAGAAACUGAGAAAAAAAUUGAAACCCAUAAAACAAGAUGUCUUUCCAAGAUGAAGAUAUUUCUGUUGGCCUUAACAUGUGCAUUUGUAUCCAAAGUACUAUCUGGAGCUUAUACAAAUUCCAUGCUCACACAAAUAGAGAGACAAUUCAACCUCCCAACAUCUCUAGUUGGAUUCAUUAAUGGGAGCUUUGAGAUUGGAAAUCUUGUGUUGAUUAUAUUUGUGAGUUAUUUUGGAACCAAGCUGCACAGACCUAUAAUAAUUGGUGUCGGAUGUGUGGUUAUGGGCUUAGGGUGUUUCUUACAAGCCUUACCUCAUUUCCUCAUGAACCGAUACGAAUAUGAGUCUACAGUUUCAGUUUCAGGCAACUUGUCCUCAAACAAUUUCUUGUGUAUGGAAAAUGGAACACAAAUUUUAAGACCAACGCAAGAUCCAUCAGAGUGUGUGAAGGAGGUUAAGUCCUUAAUGUGGGUGUGUGUACUAAUAGGAAAUACUAUACGUGGGAUGGGCGAAACUCCCAUCAUGCCUUUGGGUAUUUCCUACAUAGAAGAUUUUGCCAAAUCUGAAAACUCUCCCUUAUAUAUUGGGGUUAUAAAAACAGGAGCUAUCAUUGGUCUUUUGGUUGGACUUUUGUUAGGGUCAUUCUGCGCAAACAUUUAUGUGGACACUGGAUUUGUGAACACAGAUGAACUGACCAUAACUCCCUCUGAUACUCGUUGGGUUGGUGCAUGGUGGUUUGGCUUUUUGAUUUGUGCAGGAGUGAAUGUGCUCACUGCCGUUCCUUUUUUCUUUUUGCCCAAAACGCUUCCAAAGGAAGGACUAGAGGAUGAUGCUGACAUCACUAAAAAUGAUAAGGAAGAGAAACAAAGAGAAGAAGCCAAGAAGGAAAAAGAUGGACUUACUAAAGAUUUUUUACCAUUCAUCAAAAGUCUUUCAUGCAAUCCAGUAUACAUGCUUUUCAUAAUUCUAAGUGUGGUACAGGUCAACGCAUUUGCUAGUUCGUUCUCCUUCUUGCCUAAAUAUCUGGAACAGCAAUAUGGAAAAUCAGCUUCGGAUGCAGUCUUUCUAGUUGGUAUUUAUAACAUACCUCCAAUAUGCAUUGGAUAUAUAGUUGGUGGUUUAAUUAUGAAGAAGUUCAAGAUUACUGUCAAACAAGCUGCCCACGUAGGAUUUUGGUUAUCCUUAAGUCAUUAUCUUCUCCAUUUUUUGUUUUUUGUCAUGAUCUGUGACAAUUCUUCAGUUGCUGGCAUAACUGUCUCUUAUGAAGGAAUUCAACAAGAUGUAUACACGGGAAAUAACAUCCUUGCUGACUGCAAUACAGCUUGCAACUGUCCAACUAAAACAUGGGACCCUGUGUGUGGAGACAACGGUUUGUCGUAUAUGUCAGCUUGUCUUGCAGGUUGUAAGACAUCCGUUGGAACAGGAAUAAAUAUGGUGUUCCAUAACUGUAGCUGCAUUCAAGCAGCGGGACAUUCAUCUGCAGUUCUUGGGCUGUGUGGCAAAGGACAUGACUGUUCCAUGAUGCUCCAGUACUUUCUAAUCUUGAUGUCAGUUAACAGUUUCAUUUAUUCUUUAGCUGCCAUACCUGGAUUUAUGGUUCUCCUGAGGUGUAUCAAGCCUGAAGAGAAGUCCCUUGGUGUGGGAUUACAUGCAUUUUGCAUGAGAAUAUUGGCUGGAAUUCCUGCCCCUAUAUAUUUCGGAGCUUUAGUGGACUCCACUUGUUUACACUGGGGAACUUUGAAAUGUGGUGAGACAGGGGCAUGCAGAUUAUAUGAUACCACCAAGUUCAGAUACAUCUACCUUGGAUUGCCAGCAGCACUAAGAGGAUCAAGCUUUAUUCCAGCCCUAGUGAUCCUAAUUCUUUUGAGGAAGCAUCAUCUACCUGGUGAAAAUGCCUCUUCAGGAACUGAGUUUAUAGAGACAAAGGUUACAGGGAAGGAAAAUGAGUGCAAAGAUAUACAUCAGAAUUCCAAGCUUUUGAAUGAUGGUGAAUUGAAAAUUAAACUGUAA